Messenger RNA from Malania oleifera, 3113 nucleotides. RefSeq names its product potassium channel SKOR-like. NCBI's taxonomy places the organism in Eukaryota, Viridiplantae, Streptophyta, Magnoliopsida, Santalales, Ximeniaceae. Gene Ontology annotation, molecular function: voltage-gated potassium channel activity; protein binding. The transcript is spliced from 14 exons. Bases 404 to 2896 code for a protein of 830 amino acids. Gene Ontology annotation, biological process: potassium ion transport; transmembrane transport. Gene Ontology annotation, cellular component: membrane. The record is from RefSeq and is a predicted model, not a curated record.
ACGGUACAUACACAAAACAGAGCCGCAGGAAUUCCCAUGACCACUCUGCCCUUCUCUCUCUCUCUCUCUCUCUCUCCCCGCUUUUCAGUUUUCACUAUCCUCCGUGGUGUGGACACGCGAACUUAUGAUCAAAUCGCUGCGAGUCCUUUUUGCUCGUGAUUUUGCUCUGAAAUGCUCGUGACAUUUUUCUUCCGGGAGCAUUUUAACGGAAUUCCGAACCGAGUUUUGUGGUCCAGAACGAAUCUCCAUUAAUUGGCCUCACCUGAUUCUCUGGCUUUUUGCUGGAUUGUUGGAGAACGAUCGAUCUUCAUUAUGGAGAUCGAUGUGUAGUGGAUACAUAUAUAAAUAUAGAUAAUACUGAUCGUUUCAUUGGUUGAUUGUUGAUCGAUGUUCCGGAGGAUAAAUGGGAAACGAUAAUACCAAAGGAAAUGAGGGAGAAGAAUCGAUUAAUGGAGAAGUGUUCGAGGUGGAAGAUCUGAAUCUAAGGGAUGGAACCGUGUCGUCUCCAGGAAGCGGACUUGCUUUGUUGAGAAACUCAUUGGAAGUGGAAUCGAUUCGCCGGAAGUUCAGCCGCGAGGGCGUCAUCGGUGGCAUCAGAGACCUUUCCGGUGGACUUGCCAUUCAUCCUGAUAACAGGUGGUAUCGGGCAUGGGUGAAAUUCAUACUGAUAUGGGCGGUGUAUUCGUCUUUCUUUACUCCAUUGGAGUUCGGCUUCUUCAGGGGGUUGCCCGAGAACCUCCUCUUCCUGGACAUUGCGGGACAGAUAGCUUUCUUUGUGGACAUUUUCUUGCAGUUCUUCGUUGCCUACAGGGACAGCCAGACUUAUCGGAUGGUUCAUAAGCGCAAGCUCAUUGCAGUUCGGUACUUGAAAUCUAGUUUUAUCGUUGAUUUUCUUGGUUGUCUGCCUUGGGACAUUAUAUACAAGGCUUGUGGAAGAAAAGAAGAAGUGAGAUACCUUUUGUGGAUCAGGUUAUGUCGUGUGCGCAAAGUCACUGAUUUUUUCCAGUCUAUGGAGAAGGAUAUAAGGAUAAAUUACCUAUUUACUAGGAUUGUGAAACUUAUUGCUGUUGAACUCUACUGUACACAUACGGCAGCUUGCAUCUUCUAUUAUUUAGCCACCACUCUACCUGCUGAAGAUGAAGCUCACACAUGGAUUGGAAGUUUGAAGCUGGGCGACUUUAGUUAUUCACAUUUUAGAGAAAUUGAUCUCUGGAAGCGCUACACAACUUCCCUCUAUUUUGCCAUUGUGACCAUGGCCACUGUAGGAUAUGGAGAUCUACAUGCAGUCAAUAUGAGAGAAAUGAUAUUCAUCAUGGUUUAUGUAUCUUUUGACAUGAUUCUUGGUGCUUAUUUGAUUGGUAACAUGACAGCACUAAUUGUAAAAGGAUCAAAAACAGAAAGAUUUAGGGACAAAAUGACAGAUAUGAUAAAAUAUAUGAAUAGAAAUAGACUUGGGAGGGACAUUCGUAAUCAGAUCAAAGACCAUUUGCGGUUACAGUAUGAAAGCAGCUACACUGAGGCUGCGAUUCUGCAGGAUCUUCCAAUCUCCAUUCGUGCCAAGAUUUCUCAAAAUCUAUACCAGCCAUACAUUGAAAAUGUUCCUCUUUUCAAGGGAUGCUCUUUGGAAUUCAUCAAUCAGAUUGUCAUUAGAGUGCAUGAGGAGUUUUUUCUCCCAGGAGAGGUGAUAAUGGAACGGGGAAACGCGGUAGAUCAACUUUAUUUCGUCUGCCAUGGUUCACUGGAAGAGGUUGGAAUAGGGGAAAAUGGAUUAGAAGAGAGAGUUUCAUUUCUACAACCUAGCAGCUCAUUUGGCGAAAUUUCUAUUCUUUGCAACAUUCCUCAGCCUUGCACAGUUCGGGUUUGUGAGUUAUGUAGGCUUCUACGGCUUGAUAAACAAUCCUUUACAAAUAUUCUUGAGAUAUAUUUCUAUGAUGGGCGAAAAAUCCUGAACAAUCUUUUAGAGGCAAAACAAUCUAGUUUUCUAGUCAAACAACUGGAAUCAGACAUCUCAUUUCAUAUUGGAAAGCAAGAGGCUGAACUGGCUCUAAAGGUAAACAGUGCGGCUCACCAUGGAGAUUUAUAUCAGCUAAAAAGUUUGAUUCGAGCUGGUGCUGAUCCCAACAAAACAGAUUAUGAUGGUCGAUCACCUUUGCAUCUUGCAGCAUCUAGAGGGUACGAAGAAAUUACGCUUUUCCUCAUUCAAGAGGGUGUUGACAUAAAUAUUUCAGAUAAUUUUGGGAACACACCAUUACUGGAAGCCAUCAAGAAUGGACAUGAUCAAGUUGCUUCAUUACUUGUUAAAGAAGGUGCGUCAUUAGAAGUUAAAGAUGCUGGCAAUUUUCUUUGUAUGGCUGUCAGAAAGGGGGAUGCAGAUUUUCUCAGAAGAAUUUUGUCCCAUGGCAUUGAUCCAAAUUCCAGUGAUUAUGAUCACCGGACCCCACUUCAUGUGGCUGCUUCUGAGGGGUUAUAUUUGAUAGCAAAGUUGCUUAUAGAAGCUGGGGCUAGUGUUCUAUCAAAGGACAGAUGGGGAAACAGUCCACUUGAUGAAGGUCGAUUGAAUGGAAACAAAACUAUGAUCAAGCUGUUGGAGGAUGCAAGGUCUGCUCAAUUGUUUGAAUUCCUUGAUCACUCUCAAGAAAACGAAGAUAAAGUGUUACCAAGGAAAUGCACAGUGUACCCUUACCACCCGUGGGACUCCAAGGAUAACAGAAAGCAUGGAAUUGUUCUAUGGAUCCCACACACCAUUGAAGAGCUGAUUGAGAAGGCAGCAGAUCAACUGCUGGUUUCUGGCGGGUCUUGCUGUAUUCUAUCACAAGAUGCUGGUAAAAUUGUUGAUACAGGCAUGAUUGAUGAUGCCCAAAAACUCUACCUGGUCACUGAAACACACCAAACUUAAAACAUCCUCAGUACUUGCAAUGCUUUUGGUUCAUGAGAUCAUCUAAUAAUUUGUCUCCAUUUGCAUUAGUGAUUUUGUUUGAUAUAAAAAAAAAAAAAAAAACACGACGGAUUUUAUGUCAAAUAUUAUUAAGAAGUAAAGUUGUACAAAUAUGAUUAAAAGUAAAGAAAAAAAUCAAAGGUUAAUUAAUGUCUUGCAAUGAAAUUUGUAUUCAUCA